UGAUGCUCUUCUUCAUGACAGCUACCGGUGACCUCCGGUGUAGUAAAUCAGGAUUUUUAGCUUGCACGUUGUUGCCGUGUCAUUCACGACAGAGAGAGGGGUGGAGGUUUUUUCUAGUCAACAGCGGCUUUUCCAGUUUGGACAUUUUUGACAUUUGAAGUAGCUUCCUAGUAAGUCGCUGUGUGUUGGUUGUGAUGGCAGAAAUAGAAGAGCAACCUCAAGUUGCAGGCCCAGUAGAGAAAAGGGCACCUGAAGGCGAAAUCGAAGGAGAAGAGGACGAUGACGAGUUAGAUGAGACCCUUUCAGAAAGGCUUUGGGGGCUAACAGAAAUGUUUCCAGAUGGUAUGCGGAAUGCAGUGGGUGUCACGCUAAACUGUUCUGUCACCGUUGCAAAGAAGCUGUACAGUUUUACUCGUUCUGCUCUCUGGAUUGGCACCACCUCUUUCAUGAUCCUAGUCCUGCCUGUUGUCUUUGAAACAGAAAAAUUACAGCUGGAGCAACAGCAGUUGCAGCAACAGAGACAGAUCCUUCUUGGACCAAAUACGGGAAUGUCUGGUGCAAUGCCAGGAAUGCUACCACCUGGAAAAAUAUGAUUGAACCCUUCAUAUUUUUGUUCUGCUUCAACAGUAGAAGAAUAUAAUUAAAUUUAAGGCUUCAAAAUUUGCUGCAGGAAGGACUAAGUUGACUCUGAUCAUUGUUGGGCCAUUGUUACCCAAAGGUUUAUUCCUUUUGACUUUUGUUAUCAAAUUAAGGACAGCAGUUACACAAAUCAAGAAGUCAUGUUUGCAUCCACUGCUUUUUGACCUGCAAAAAGCACACAGGAUAAUAGUAAAACUUUUGACACAUGUUUAUUUUAUAUUGUCUUAAAUAAGUCAUGUAUGCUGGCAACAGGGCGUGGAUGUUUUUGAAAUUAAAACAUCAGUGUUUUGUGAAGUAAAUAAUUGGUUUUGUAAAAAUAAGGUUGUCUUGAGUCUAAAAUAUGUUUUUUCUCUUCUGUGAGUAAGAAUUUAUUUUACUAUCAUUUGAGCACGUUUUUUUUUUUAAAACACCUUUUUGGCAUCACAAUUUAUUAUUUCCAUUUUUUUAUUACUACUGUGUCUUGUUUCACCAAUUUUUUUAAUAAUCAAUUUAUUAACUAUCAAAUCCACAUAUUAACAGCCCUAAAAAAAAAUUACAUUAUAGUUGCUGUUUAAAUGUAACCAUUUAAGCCUGGUAGUUAAUUAUGUGAAAAUGAUUCCUGCAAUGCAACAAAGUUUCAUUUUCAUUUAUAGUUUUAUUUUGUUCUUACAAUGAAGACAAAAAAGGAUGACAUGUUAAAUUUACAUUUUGAAUAUUUAUGUAUUAACCUUUUAAACAAAGGCAGCAUUUCCUUUAAUUAACAUGACUGCUAAUUUGUAGAUGGAAAUAACCCAAUUUUCUUAUAUGGCUGUUUUUAGACAAGCUAUGAAGAUGGUUUACAUGUUUACAAUUGUUUGAAAAUCACUGUCAUUUGAGCCCUCCAGUCCGUGUAUGUUAAGAAAGCAAAUAUUUUUCAUUGUUAAACACUUUGCAAAAAAUUGACUUCUUGUUGCAUUUGUGCAGGGUUAUCAGCAUUAAACUAAUAAACCAAUGAGAUUAUUGCGAAAAUAUAUAAAAGUAGCCCGAAGGUCCUCAACAUAUGGACACAUAAUUGUUAACCUGAAAUUUAUUUGGGCCGUACAGAAAGAUGUUUAUUUUUUUUCUUAUCUUCCAAAUAAAGAGCAAAUUAACUGAG
This is a messenger RNA of Polypterus senegalus (gray bichir), 1753 nucleotides long. RefSeq names its product translocase of outer mitochondrial membrane 22 homolog (yeast) (gene tomm22). Bases 195 to 593 code for a protein of 132 amino acids. Lineage: Eukaryota; Metazoa; Chordata; Cladistia; Polypteriformes; Polypteridae. Gene Ontology annotation, biological process: intracellular protein transport. The record is from RefSeq and is a predicted model, not a curated record. The transcript has 4 exons. Gene Ontology annotation, cellular component: mitochondrial outer membrane.